AUGAUCCUACUUGGCAGUCGGGAUCAACAAAGCGGUGAAGAUGUUCUAGUUCGACUCGGUUCACCGACGAACAUGAGAGUCUUGCUACUUGACACUUCAUCGAAACAAAAUUAUUCAGAGCAGUUCAAGAAGGAAAUGAUUCCAAAUUUUGAUGAUUACUUUGCUUUGUACUAUGGCGCAUCCAACUUAGGUAUCAACAUUCUGAUCCGUUCGCAAGCUUCCGAUCGGAACAAAAAGUAUACAGCAAAAAAUGUCAUUGUAAGUGCUGUGUGUCCAGACUUUUGUGCAACUGAUAUCAACAAUCGAGCAGAAGGUGGACGACCCGCUGAGCUUGGUGCAGAUUCUAUCUUACAUGCUGUUUAUUCGGAAAACCUUGAAAAUGGACAAUUUUCGAAAGACGGUACACGUUUGCCAUUCGAGGCAAACCGAUAA
Adineta ricciae is the source of this 432-nucleotide messenger RNA. The record is from the annotation of a GenBank genome assembly. NCBI's taxonomy places the organism in Eukaryota, Metazoa, Rotifera, Eurotatoria, Adinetida, Adinetidae.